Molecule: messenger RNA, 1362 nt
Organism: Dioszegia hungarica
Lineage: Eukaryota; Fungi; Basidiomycota; Tremellomycetes; Tremellales; Bulleribasidiaceae
Exons: 3
Coding region: 1-1362 (453 amino acids)
Source: RefSeq, a predicted model, not a curated record
AUGCUUCCCUUCACCCUCCUUUCCAUCCUCUCCCUCUCCUCCUUCGCUCUCGCCAACCACGAUGUCGACCACCGGCGCCUGCAUCGCGCUCUGGUCGAGCGGCAGGGGAUGGGCCGGCCAAACAUGAACGACUCAUGGUCCGAGCCACCCGCCAGCGCCUCGUCAACGGUAUCCCUUCCAGUCUCAUCAGAGGCUGCCUCUUCCAGCGCCGCAAGCACCGCUUCAUCUACCUCCAGCAGCCAGCGUGCGGCUGAGAGCUCGGCAUCACCCACCGCACCCGCUUCGUCCGCCUCGGUCGUCGUCCCGUUGUCCAGCUCGGCCGUCGAGGUCUCAUCCUCCGCUCCCGUAUCGUCCGCCGCUGCUUCCUCCUCCGCCCUUCCCUCCGUCGCUCCAUCAUCCACCACCGACCUCGUACCUACCAUCUCGGUCCCUUCCUCUGCAUCCUCCAUCGCCCCCUCCUCCCUCGUCACCCCGUCCACCCUCACCACGACCAGACUCGCCUCCAUCACAAACACCAUGAAGAGUGCUAUCCCGUCCAGCGCCGCAUCCUCCGCCUCCGCCGAGACCGGCACGCAGUCAUCUGGCGGUCUGAGCAAGACGGCGCUUGUUGCUAUUAUCGUGGUAGCGUCCGUGGUGGGAUUGGCGGCGAUCGGGUUCACGCUGUUCAGGAAGUGGAAGUUGAGGCCGAGCAACAGGAGGUUCGAGAAGCGCUUGAAUGCGAUUGACUUUGCGCCCAAGGGUGGGCACGAUGAUGACUUCUUCGAGAAAGCACACCACCGGUCCGACUCCGCAUCAAGCGCCGAACGCCACCGGAAAGCCCUCAUGGCCGAGGAGUUUGACUCUGCGCCGGGUCUCACGGCCGGUAUCCCCGAACACGACUUCACCGCCGGAUCCGCAUACGGUAUGGCGGGUGCUGGGGCCGGUGCUGCCGCAAUGGGAGCAGGCGCGGGGACAUACGGAAUGUACAACUCGGACCCGUUCGCGCAUACCAACGCGUACGACUACCCACCCCAGGGUCAGGGUCAGGGUCAGGCAUACGGCGGCGAAGGAGAGCACGGGUACCCUCCUCAGACGUACGACCAAUACGGUCACCCCGUCGCUGGACACUAUGAUCAGCCGACCCAGGACCAGGUGUACGACCAUGACCACGACCACGCCCAAGCCCAGGGCUACGCGGACCUCCAGCGGGGGAACAGCGAUGGGUCGGCGCAUCAGCAUAGCCAUACGCAGCGGGUCACGUCCCCGACGGCGAAUGUGUAUCAUGACGAUAUGACGUUCCCAGAGUCGGGGCAGUACCUCGGGAGACCGACAGGAGGGGCGGAUGGACCAUACGCACAAGCGGCGCAGUACCGCGCGUACUAG